AUGUCGAAGCUCAAGCUCAUUCCAAUCACUACACCCCUGCGAAAGUUCAAAGGCCAUGAAGAACGCAUAAUGGCAGUCGCAGUGUUCCUCAAUAAACGACGGAUGGUUACGGGCUCGAUAGACAAGACGCUUCGUCUGUGGGACUUGAAGACAGGUGUUGUGUUGAAGAAGAUGGAGGGGCACAGCGGGGAGGUAUUGGGAUUGGCUGUAUCACAAGAUGAGCAAUUAAUAGCAAGUGGUGAUUUUAACGGAGAGGUCAUUGUCUGGCACGGAGAAACUGGCGAAUCACUCACCCAACCCAUCAAAGUCCACUCCAGUUGUGUCUCCUCGCUGGACUUUUCUCCUGAUGGAACCGUGCUGGUCACUGGUUCAGGCGCGAAACUGUGCUGGAAAAGUCAAAUCACGUGCAGUUGUUGGGUCCAGCGUACGGUAUUCGCCAUUAGCACGAGGAAACGCGCGUCGCAUCCUUCAAGGGUCAUGACUCAUACAUUAUACAAUUGCUCACUCGCAUGGAUACCCGAUGGCGCACACCUUCUUUCAGGCAGCAAUGAUUUCAAUACCCUACGCAAAUGGGGUCACAUUGCCGUUAAUCCUGCUGGCACGCUCGUCGCCUCCGCAUCUGAUGACAAUUAUGUCCGUCUUUGGCAGCGCUCAGAUCGACAAACCAUUGCCAUCUUCAAGCACUCAUCAUCGCCGACAUGUAUCACUUUCUCCGUAGACGGCAAGCACAUCCUCAACGGAGGUGGACAUGAGAUCAUUAAUCUCGGAGUGGCUCGAGCAUGUUUCGUGCAGAUCCUAGCUAUCACGACAGCCCGCAUUGCAAUCAUAAAUGGAGACUUAUCUACUGCUGAAGAACUCCUCGCGCAAGAAAUAAACACCGGUACGGACGACCAUACUUCCUAUGUCCGUCGCUCGUUUGUAAUGUCCCGAAAACACGACUGGGACCACACCCUUCAGGAUGCAAUUAACGUUACCGAACUCAAUCCUUCUUCUCACGUCGGAUACCAGUCGACAUACACAGCGCUGCAUGCUGCGCAACGUUACGACGAAGCCGUUAAGGCCUUCACAAUCAUGUUGUCCAAGUUGGAUAGUGCUCCCGAAGCACAGAUACGAAACCUGCGUCAGCAGUAUGUCUCUCCAUCCGAGGCAGAAGAUACAAUUCGAAAAGCUGUUUGGAUUGAACUCGAAAACGCCCCGCUUCGUCUACUUAACACUUCCACGGGUCUCUUGUGCAACCGAGCAGCACAGAUAAACUCCUUCAAAAUGAGUUCAGAGUACAAGGAGCUUCUUUCAUCUACAACGAAGCACUCAGACCUCCAAACGAACCGCAUUAAAGACGUGGUGGCAACGUACUUCCGCUGCGUCCUGCUAUCGCACAGCUGGGAAGAGACGGAGGUGCUACUGCACGACAUUCAGGACAAAGUCGUGUACGAGUUGAAUGGACUUGGUGGCAUCGCGAAACUGCAGUCAUUCUGCAAAAUCGUUCGUGAUGCUGGGUAUAACUGGGCCUGGAUGGACACAUGCUGCAUCGACAAGAAUAGCAAUCCCGAGGUCCAAGAAUCAAUCAACUCCAUGUUCGUAUGGUAUCGUCACUCAGCGCUUACCAUCGUCUACCUAUGUGAUGUCCCUCCUUCAUCCCAGCCCGGUGCACUGGCGCAGAGUGUUUGGAACGAGAGAGCAUGGACCUUUCAAGAAUUGGUCGCUCCGAAAGUCGUAAUCUUUUAUCAGAAGGACUGGUCAUUAUAUCUCAACGAUCGCUCUCCCAACCACAAAGAGUCUCCUGCAAUCAUGAAGGAGUUGGAGGGGAUGAGUGACGCUCGACAGAGACUUCAAUGGGCAUCGUCACGCAUCACUACAUUGCAAGAAGACAUCGCGUACUCAUUGUUUGGUAUCUUCGAUGUCCACUUACCUGUGAUGUACCGUGAGAACAAACAGAACGCGCUCGGGAGACUCCUGCAGGAGAUCGUGGCUCGGUCGGGCGACAUCACUGUCCUCGAUUGGGUCGGACAAGCGUCUGAGUUCAAUAGCUGUCUUCCAGCCUAUAUUACCUCUUAUACUACUCCUCCUCUCACCCUUCCAUCUUUGUCCGAAGAUCAGAUUCAGACAACUAUAUCUUCGCUGCGAAAAAAUCCUAUGGCUCUGGAUUUGGCUUCGAAACUUCACGACGCGCUUGAUUACAUGAGCGCUGCUCGUUUCGUGAGCUACAGGCUGCAUCUGCCUUGCAUAACAUUCCGUGUCACAGAAGUCAGUUUGAGCUACGGUCCAUCGGAGACUCAAUAUCAAGUCAAGGCAGACGGGCUUCAUGACCUGCUGAUCACCACCAAUGAGCCGCUUGUUCAGUCCUCGCAGACAAGGCCCCCUCAUCAAACCUUCGUGCUUGUUCGUCCCUGGGAUCGGUCUCUCAUCGAGCUAUCAGACUUUGCAGAUUUGCUAGACGAUACGGAAAGCGAGGAAGACUAUUGGACGCCACCUCCUUCUCCGUCAGACGAUUCAUCUAGCCGUUCUCUUGUGGAACAAGUGGAUGGUUCAAAAUCGCGAGCAUUGCGAUUGCUUGUUCACCUUGGGCAGCCUUUCCGCGCAUUUUUGCUAGCGCGGCAGCGCCGUGGAGAAUACAAGAGGGUCGCGUCGGAUCGUGAUAUCAUCGCACAAGUCAAAGAUGUGGCUUCUGUUCGAUACCUUAUGGGCAUCAGAAUGAUGGAAAUUUCGUAGAUGCAUGUUUUUUUCCCUAAAGAUUAGAGAUCUGAUCGGUUUUCAAUGGUACUUCGUAUACGGGAUACUAGUACACGCAUGUGUUCUGGACCAUAGUUUCUUCCAAUGCACUAUCUGCACUUCUCUCA
This is a messenger RNA of Suillus plorans, 2837 nucleotides long. RefSeq lists its product as uncharacterized. The transcript has 7 exons. Gene Ontology annotation, molecular function: protein binding. Lineage: Eukaryota; Fungi; Basidiomycota; Agaricomycetes; Boletales; Suillaceae. The record is from RefSeq and is a predicted model, not a curated record. Bases 1 to 2709 code for a protein of 902 amino acids.